Melanotaenia boesemani (Boeseman's rainbowfish) is the source of this 1781-nucleotide messenger RNA. RefSeq lists its product as uncharacterized. The transcript has 7 exons. The coding region runs from base 127 to 1515 and encodes 462 amino acids. Gene Ontology annotation, biological process: cell-matrix adhesion; inflammatory response. The record is from RefSeq and is a predicted model, not a curated record. Lineage: Eukaryota; Metazoa; Chordata; Actinopteri; Atheriniformes; Melanotaeniidae.
UCCUGUUCAGUCUUACAGUCUUGGCCCCGUUCUUUAACCUCAGUCGACAGUCAACUGUUUCUGCCUUUGCUAAAUCCCUUCAUGGAUUAGGCCUGAUUGACUGUAAUCAGUUUGGGGAGCCCAAACAUGGCUGGAAAUGCUCUUGGGAUAGUCUUCUCUAUUCUGCUCCUUGCUUCUUUCAUAGAAGGGCUUCAGGAUGUUGAGCUGCUCCAUCUUGAAACACUGGAAGCUGUGGUGGGAAAGAACAUUACCUUACCUUGCCUUCAAAAAAAACUUGACAAUCUCAAGCUAAUCAGUAUUGAAUGGAAAAAAAAAGGAGGGUCAAAGCUUGGUGUGUACAGCCCACUGUAUGGACAAAGUUUGUUUUCGAAUAAUGUGACCAUCCAGAUUGAGGACAGUGAGAAAAGUGAGCUGAUGGGCUCCUAUCUACACAUUCCUGAGGUGAAUAAAAGGGACAGUGGCAUCUAUAUUUGUGAGAUCACAAGUUUUCCUUUUGGUUCCAUUGCGAAUGAAAUGAAGCUAACAGUCAAAGAUGACUUUACCAUAAAAUGUAAUGUGGAUGGCUUUGUUGAAAUUCCUCAUGGAGAAAAUGCAAAAGUUCACUGUGCAGUAGGGAAUACUGCACAGUACAGGUGGACCAAGGACAAGGAGCUGGUGUCAGAGACUAAAGAUCUGGAGCUCAGGCAGGUGACAGAUGCUCAUGCAGGGGUUUAUAAACUGACAGUCAACACAGGAGACAAAAGCCUGCAUAAAGAUUUUAUCAUCACUGUGCUACCAGCAACCACAAGCUUAAGGACAGAUCCUGUGACAGUAUCACUGAAGAGUCUGACAAAAUCACACAGCAGCCCCACCCAAUCACUCACCGCUGGGCUUUCAACACAUGUAAACUGGGCCACUCGUCCAAACCCCAGCAGUGUCACAAUCACCGCAGCAGAGCGAAUAACCCCCUCCACCAUUUCAACACCUAUCAGUGUUACAUCAUCCCCUGCCACACACCCAGGCACCCACCACUUAUUACUCAACUCCACUACAUCUCAUAAUCUUACCACUGCUGCAUUCAGACCAAUACAAGAAAUAACCAGAGAUGGGAUGAGGUCUGAGUCCACGCAUUACACUCUGCAACCAGAAGACAUUUUCUCAAUUAGCACAGAGGAGUCCAGCACUGUGGGAAGCAUAUCAGAAAACUCUGAACAUCCAGAUACAAUCCAAACCAAGCGCAGAAGAAGCACAGUAGCUGUAAAUAAAGACAGAGCAGGAGAUGACCAGACCAGACGGAGUCAUCUGCUCUUGGUGUUAAUUGUCAUUCCACUGCUGCUACUGAUUGCUGUGAUUGGCUUCCUCUACAGGAGACAAAUCAUCAAGAAAAGAAUUGACCUGCCACCGUCCUUCAAACCUCCUCCACCCCCAGUAAAGUAUACCACUGCAAGACAAAGUGAGAUCUGGAGACAGUCUUACCCCAUUUCACGGUGCGAUUCGGUUCCAGAGCCUACAGAUCUGAGACAAACGUUUGUUUGACAUAAAAACAUUUACAACCAAUAUUGUGGAGAUGUAUCGUAAGUGGUUUGUUGCAUUGUUAAAAAAGGAAGUGAUUUUAUUCGUGUACAGUUUUAAACAAUCAAGUGACAAGAAAUCAUGUAAAUGUGGUUUGUGCUUUACCUUAUUGUAAAUUCAUUUUUUUUAUUAUUUGCUUUUUACUCCAACAAAACCUACAUUCAUAUAGUAUUUUGUAUGUUUUUGCAGCAUGUUUUUAUGUCUUGAAAAUAAAAAUUGAUUUAAUAUGA